Spodoptera littoralis (African cotton leafworm) is the source of this 1455-nucleotide messenger RNA. The record is from the annotation of a GenBank genome assembly. NCBI's taxonomy places the organism in Eukaryota, Metazoa, Arthropoda, Insecta, Lepidoptera, Noctuidae.
AUGCCUGUGUUGGUGCUAACGAUGAUAUUUAGUGUAGUGUUUGCAAUAUGGUGGUACUGGUGGAGACCUCGUCCUCGAUCACCUCGCACGUAUCCUGGUGCGUUGCCCAUCAUUGGACACAUAUUUGAGGCUGUAAAAUAUCGCAAUGACGGUACGGCAAUGCCGAGUACGAGUUUUUGUUUUAAUUCAUCACACUUUAAAACAUUUUUGAUAUUUUUUCUACUAAUUUCAGUGCCCACGUGGAAAAUACAUCGUAAGUUACUGAAUCCAGCAUUCAACCAGAAAGUACUGAACACAUUUGUGAAUGUUAUGAAUGUAGAAGCUCAAAGUUUAGUCUCACAAUUCAAAUCUGUAGCGGGACAAGGACCAGUCGAUGUCAAACAAUUUAUAAUUAAAUAUGUUCUAAGAUCGGUUUGCAGAACAUCUUUGGGAUUGGAAGCUAAUGAUCAACACAUGAUUGAUAAGGAAUACGUGCAAGCAAUCGAAGAAACCAUAGCAAUAGUAAUAAAACGAGGUUUAAACGUGGCAUUACAUCCUUCAUUCAUUUACAACAUAACUAAAAUGAGAAAAAGACAACAGGAACUGAUCACGAGGAUAAAAAACAUUUUAAAUAGUAAAAUGGCUUCCGUCAUGUUCCUCAUGUAUUUUAGUAAAAUUUAUACAUUUCAGAUAAUCAAGAAACGUAAAUCUGAUUUAAAAACUACCAAUAAAAAAUCUAUGAGAGACUUCAAUGAUAGUUCACUGAAUGGUGAGUAUAGAGACAAUGGUAAAUUUAAACCUAUACUAGAUCUGAUGCUACAUUUAUCUGAUGAACAACAAGUUAUCUCUGAUGAUGAUAUCAGACAACAUAUUGAUACUUUUGUAUUUGGUUCUUACGACACAACUUCAGCAGUAUUACAGACCACGUUACUAGUGCUAGGAUCACAUCCAGAUGUGCAGGAACGAGUUUAUAAAGAGAUUAAAGAAGUUUUAGGAAAUAAUGAGGAAUUGACUAAAUACGACUUACCAAAACUGGUUUACUUAGAAGCUGUGAUAAAAGAGGUCUUGAGGAUAUAUUCCAUUGCUCCUUGGGUUGCGAGACAACUCGAUACUGAUGUUGUUUUCCGUAUUAAAUUUAUAAUUUCAGCUAAAUAUACGUUAAGAGCUGGAAGUACAUGUAUUCUGGUAUUAUAUAGUCUUCACCGUCACCCCUCUUGGGGACCAGAUGCGAAGCAGUUCAAACCGGAGCGAUGGCUGAAUCCCGAAACUUUACCUACUAACCCCAACGUAUACGCACCGUUCGGAAUUGGCAAGCGAAACUGGAAACAGUACGCCAUGAUGACCCUAAAGACGUCGGUUGCGCAUAUCGUACGAAAUUUCCAAUUAUCUGCAGAUAUCAGUAAUUUGAACUGGAAAUAUGAAGUUGUAUUAAAACCAACAAACCCAAUUCUCGUUAGUUUUACAUUAAGAUCUUAA